AUGCCGAAUGAAAUAUUCGUUUCAUUCGAUGAAACCGUACUUCGAUUGGCCUCUUGUUUAUCUGUUCACGCACAACUUCGUCCUAAUUUAAGUAAAUUAACAUCCGAAGAUUAUGUUCAACAUUUAAACGGGUUACAUAUAUGUGGUAUUAUACGAAAAUUCGAAUCCGAAACAACAGUUCUAGCGUUAGCUGUCUAUCGAACUUUUCUAAGUACAUUUGAUACGAUCCGUUUUGAAAUCGACGAUAUAGUUGUUGAUGAAAAAGAACGAAAUCAUGGCUUAGGUACACGUCUUCUUAAUGACUUAAUGAAAAAAGCGAAAGAAUGCGGUGCAACGAAAAUUCUUGUUCAUUGCGAUCCUACAAAUACCGAUGCACAUCGAUUCUUUUUUCGGCUUGGUUUAACAAUAUAUGUUUUUGAAUUUUCUUUACGAAAGAAUGAGUUACUAACAAGUAAUGAUCAAAUUCGUAUUGUUGAUGUAACAGAAUUAUCAGAAAAAGACAAUGAACACUUGCUAAUUCAAGCUCAUGGCAUCUUUCGACAGCUGCGACCGCAUUUACCGGACGAUGAAAAAACAUAUGUUAAUCAAAUUCGUGAUAUAUGCCGUACGGGUCCAGCUCGAAUCAUAGUCGCAAUGAACGAUGAAAUACUCGGUUUAGCCGUCUAUCGUGUAGCUCGUAAUAUGAAAUAUGCUGAGCAUAUCUAUUGUGAUGAUUUGGUUACAAAUGAAAACAGCCGAAGUUCAGGUGUUGGUCGAUGUUUAAUUAAUUAUAUGAAAAAUGAAGCCAAAAAAUUAGGCAUCGAUCAAUUAACUUUGGAUAGCGGAUGUCAACGAGGAAGAGCACAUAAAUUUUAUCAUCGAGAAGGUUUUAUUAUCAAUCAAUAUGGAUUUAUGAUGUGA
This is a messenger RNA of Rotaria socialis, 900 nucleotides long. NCBI's taxonomy places the organism in Eukaryota, Metazoa, Rotifera, Eurotatoria, Philodinida, Philodinidae. The record is from the annotation of a GenBank genome assembly.